GCAAACUUUGCUGCAGCAUAUACCAACAGUGAUGCCUUCAAAGACUACUACAAUUAUAAAGAAGACUGGGAGAAUCUACGCCUUAUCAUGAGAAACCAGGCCGACUGUGGUCGUCUUGACAGUCUACCUCCAAAGUAUAGAGAACUAAUCAAUUCGCUUCUAAACUCUUUGCGACAGAUGGUGGCUGCUGGUGGCACGUACAAAGGAAAAACAUUUGAACCGCAGCUAAUGAAUGGUUUGAUUUACGAUUGCAAGUUUGAAGUUGAGGCGCAGCAACUGUUGAAGGGGGAGAUUCAGGAACCAAAGCCAGAUCAUUACAAUGUCACACUUGACAUGGAAGACGGUAAUAUGGUCAGCAUUAAACAGAGAUUGCUGAAAGCAGUAAAAUCGGUGUUCGAUUCUCAGAAGGACAAACUGAGAAAUAUGAUCAACGCGAAGGCAACUAGGUUCGGAUGCUGGUCUAACUUGUUCGCUAGGAGGAACCCCAAGCUAGUCUGUGUUUAUGACCGCAAGAAUGAAAUAGGCAAAAGUUAUGGUAGAGGCUAUUGCGAAGAAGACAAACAGUGCAAACUCGUCGGCACUCAGACUUGCUGGUGGGGAUUGUGCUAUGAUGUAGAACAUUGA
Molecule: messenger RNA, 624 nt
Organism: Strongylus vulgaris
Lineage: Eukaryota; Metazoa; Nematoda; Chromadorea; Rhabditida; Strongylidae
Source: the annotation of a GenBank genome assembly